AUGGAACUUGAGAAAUUUGAUUCAAUCGAAGCUUUGACAACGACGCGUUUCGAUUGGAAAUGUAGACUACGCUUACAGUGUCUGUGGAGAGCUUCAAACAUGAAAACCAAAGAGUUCUGGGGCUUAAACAUGAUCUAUAUUGACGAUUCAAACCAUAGGAUCCAUGCCUUUGCCAGCGCAAAAUACUGCAAAAAUCUGAUUAAUGAAGUGAAAGAAGGAAAAAUUUAUAUCUUAACCAAUUUCAAAGUUAAGGAUUAUGUUGGAGAUGAAACAUUUAGAGCUGUUCGCAACAAAAAGCACAUUUACUUUACUACCCACACCAAAAUUGAGAAAGAUGUGGACAAUGGUUUACAGAUCGACAGGCAUGCUUUUGAUUUGUUCUACAUGGGAGAAAUGCCAAAGUUGGCAACUGACAACCGGUUUUUAGUUGAUGUCGUAGGUGAAAUCCGGAAUGUGCGUGCAAAUAUUAAGUCUACCAAAACUGAUUCUGAGAAAGUUCUAACAAAAUUUGACCUGUGCGAUGAGAGGCACACUCUGGCUGUAACUCUAUUUGACGAUUUUGGAACUCAGUUUGAGCAAACGCUGAGAUGUUGCAAGGACCAACAGGUCUUUGUCAUAAUAUGUGCUGCGAAGAUUGGCCUCUAUGAAGGUUUACCUAACUUAACAAACUACUCUGCUACAAGAAUCUACAUAAAUCCAGGGCAUUACAGCGUACGUCAGCUCAGAGAAAGGAUUGCUGCCAUGCCACGUGCAAAAGCUGGCUCACCACCUGUAGAAGAGAUGAAUUUUCCAAUGCUGACUGUGAAACAAAUCCAGUCAUUGCCUCCUGAAUCCAGCGAGUGUAAAGUCAAUUGCAAGGUUCGUGUGACCAAAGUUGAGGAAAAUGCUAAUUGGUAUUAUGCAAUUUGCACAAAGUGUCCAGCAGAAAUUGUCAAAGAAAACGGCGUUUUCAACUGCAUCAACUGUAAAAGAAUUAUUCCAUAUCCAGACAAAAGGUUCCGUGUUUGCACAUUGUGCAGCGACAGCACAGGAACAAUUGCAAUAAUAUUUCUUGAUGAAGAUGUGAGCCGUAUUCUAGAGAAAACAGUUUUUGACGUUGAAGUUGAAAUGUUUGAGGCCAAAACUGAAGGGCAAUUUCCACAACAGCUUAAGGAGUUGCAGAAUGAAGUGUAUGACAUCACUCUAAACAUUACGGCUGACAAUCUGAAGAAAGGAUCAAAGGUCUACGAAGCCUUUCAGAUUCUGGACAAAGUCGAGAGUGGAGGCAAUUUUGAUCCAUCUGGCGGAAAACACAGCGAAAUGGCAGAUGCAAUCUCUGUGGACCUUGGAGAUGACAACAUGAACACUCCGAACACUGGGAUUUCUUCUACGAAAACAAGACCUCGAGUCCAUAUUGAGCCUCUUCCGUUUGAUCCUAAAGGAGCAAGUCCUGCCAAAGCUAUCAAAAAGGAAAAUCCGGAAAAGAAUAGCACAAUUCAUGCUUUUAUACCAGCUGUGUGCGCUUAUGACCUGGAAAGACAAAUCAUGGUGGGAACUGUGAAUAUUAUUUCUGACUUCAUUGUGCAAGCUUACAAAGACACUGACGGUUUCCGUAGUGUUCGUGCUGCAAAUCAACUAAUCUUCACGAAGGAGACAAAGAUACAACAGGUGGAUGAGUAA
Daucus carota subsp. sativus is the source of this 1659-nucleotide messenger RNA. RefSeq names its product replication protein A 70 kDa DNA-binding subunit B-like. NCBI's taxonomy places the organism in Eukaryota, Viridiplantae, Streptophyta, Magnoliopsida, Apiales, Apiaceae. The record is from RefSeq and is a predicted model, not a curated record. The transcript is spliced from 11 exons. The coding region runs from base 1 to 1659 and encodes 552 amino acids.